GGCAUGUCGAUAUUGCCAAAUCGUGACAUGAGAUAAGCGGGGUCCGGGGUUCUAAACGGGGUUUCACAACUUUGCUCCAACUACAUCGCCAGAAUAACCAAACAAGAUUAUAUCUUCCCGGGAGCAAUUGAGCGACUGACGAGAGGGUUUGGGCAGCGCCCGUUUUCGAAAAGGACAAGACAAGCGCAGAGAUGAGUCUCUCUGCCAGAUUGGCUUGGCGGGCGACGACGAGUUGUACUGCGAGGUCAAUACCUGCUCUCGUGAGGUCCGCUCCAAGACCCACGAUAGCAUCAACCCCGCGAUGUCUCUUCUUCACAAAGGCCCAGUCAUGGUUGGAUCAUAAGGCCCAACAAAAAGGGCUGGAGGAGAAGCCUGUUGGGUCUCGACCUGUGAUACAGCACGAUAAUGAUACCAAUCCGCCACGCCCUGCUGCCGUCCUGCACGAAGACAUUUACACGCUGCCCAACAUAUUAACCUUCACACGUCUCGUCGCUGCACCGGUCAUUGGCUACCUCGUUCUUCACGACCAGCACGCAUGGGCCGUCGGCCUCUUUGCCUAUGCGGGCGUAACAGAUCUCCUCGACGGAUGGAUCGCGCGUCGCUGGGACAGCAAGACAGUCGUGGGCACAGUCAUUGAUCCAAUGGCAGACAAAACCCUCAUGACCAUUCUGACCAUUUGUCUGGCUGCUAAGGGCGCGUUGCCGAUUUGGUGCGCUGGCAUCAUCCUGGGUCGUGAUGUCGGCCUCGCUAUCUCUGCAAUUUACUAUCGAUGGAUAUCUCUUCCGCCACCAAAGACAUUUGCCCGAUAUUGGGACUUCUCACUCCCAUCAGCUGAAGUUCGCCCCACGACUAUCAGCAAGUACAACACCUUCUUGCAACUUGCGCUCGUCGGAGUCACGACAGCUGCGCCCCUUUUGAGCACCGACUUGUCAUCUGCCCUGACAGUCAUGCAAUACGUCGUUGCUGCUACCACCAUAUGGAGCGGUGCAAGCUAUAUCUACACAAAGGAUGCAGUAAAAAUCCUUAAUAAGCAGAACUCUAAAAAACCCUGAUUUGAUAUCGUCGUUCAAAGUCUAUCAAGCGGCAGAUCACGAUAGUAACAGAAGAGGCCACAAAUUCGGCUUCACCUAACGCGGCCCGAGCCUAGGGUCAUCCAGAAAGCAGGAAUCGCAAGGUUUGAACGAAAAGACAAAAUUCGAACAACAAGACAAAGUUCAGCAAGGUUUUCCAAAACCUUGAGCUUGAGCUUGAGCUUGAGCAUCUUGUAUAUACCCCCUUUAUGUACAAACACUAUCGUCGAUGAUGAUAGAACAAAUCUUAAACUGCAUAUUUGAACUCUCGGACUCGAAUUCCCAAUGAGACGAUAAUGCUGAGAUUGUGGCAGAAAUAUUUGACUUUUGAAGGCUCUACUUAAAACCUCUCUUGUUCCCCCCUAGACACCUUAUUCAAUGAAACGCCAGUUAUAUGCGAUUGAUCCCAAUUAACCUAUACACUGCCUCAAUUCUUAUUCGUCCUUUGUGUCCGGCGCCCGCGUGAAGGAUCCUUCUCCAACAAGUAUGCUUCAGGCCUUCGACGAACGUGAGCGAGUAGACGUAAACUGCCCGACGGAGUCACACCCUCGACAUGCCUCGCCUGUGCGAGAUUCUCUGGUUUCGCUGCCCUGAGCGCCUCCUUCUCUGACAUAGCAAGCCCAGGGAUAUUGUCAUAGUUGAGAUCGAGGGGUAUCUUGACGCGCUCAUCGUUUGUUAGCUGCUUGCGCUCUGACUCGGCGAUUUUGAUAUACGGAGCGUAAAAGGACUCGAUUUCAACACGACGUCGUAUGCGAGGUGGAAAGUCCAUUACGCUUGGGAUGACUGGUGCAAGCCGAUCGAUGUUGACGCGUGUUUCAGGGUUUGAGAGACGAAGGACAUCGAUACCAUCGCGACGUUGAGUGUUGCGCUUCAUAUGAUACCCCUUUUCAAUCCAUUGUAAGGGGCUCAUUGCUACUGACUGUAAGAGUUUGGUAAGGUCAUCAACCUGCUGUCGCUCAUCACGAUAACGACUCCAACGCUGCUCCGAAAUGACACCCCACCCAUAGCCCUUGGACGUCAGUCGAACAUCGGCGUUGUCAGCGCGUGCUGACAUGCGGAAUUCACUUCGGGAGGUAAACAUCCGGUAAGGUUCCGUGACACCUUUCGUGAUAAGGUCAUCCACCAUGAUGCCAAUGUACCCAUCCCCUCUUGAGAGAAAAACUUGCGGAAGCCCCUGAGAAGAACGACCGGCGUUAAUGCCCGCAAGGACACCUUGACCAGCAGCCUCCUCAUACCCAGUCGUGCCAUUGAUUUGACCAGCCAGGUACAGACCGCUGAUAGCUUUUGUCUCCAGGGUCGACUUCAGGCCACGUGGAUCGAUGUAGUCAUAUUCAACACCGUACCCGGGCUGAAGCAUUUUUGAGUUCUCGAGACCUGGGAUUGUGCGCAAGACCUCCUCCUGCGCCUCAGCAGGAAUCGUCAUGGACAAACCAUUGGGGUAGAUGACAGGGCUGUCCAAACCUUCGGGCUCGAGCCAAACUAUGUGUCGUUCCUUGUCGGCGAAGCGAAUGACUUUUGACUCGAGAGAGGGGCAGUACCGUGGGCCUUUGACUGUCUCUCGAAUGUGUAUGGUCUUAUCAAGGUUUUCACGCACUAUCCGGUGAGUAUCCUCCGUCGUGUACGUAACACUGCAAGUCAUCUGCUCCUGAAUCGCCACAGUUUCGUUGAGGUAACUGAAUGGUGUUGGUGGGUCAUCGCCAUACUGCUUCUCCAGCACAUCAUAGUUUAUGCUCGCUGCGUCGAUUCGGGGGGGUGUGCCAGUCUUGAGGCGUCCCAGCUCGAAGCCCGCAUCACGCAGUGACUUGCUCAGUCCGAAUGUCGCCGCCUCACCGAGUCGACCAGCUGGAUACGCCGUCAGACCGAUGUGUAUUUCGCCUCCGAGAAAUGUCCCCGUUGUUAUGACAACCUUUUUUGUUGGGAGAAUUUGACCGGACUCUAGACGCACGCCUGCGAUGCAACUUGACGCGCCUUCGAAUAAUUCCUGAGGCUCGGUGACGAUAUCGGACACGCUGUCGAGUACGAUCGAUAGGUUGGGAUACGAAGAGAGUUCGUCCUUCAUGUGUUUCUUGUAGAGCUCUCGGUCGAUUUGAGCGCGGGGUCCCUAUCUCCAAUUUCA
Messenger RNA from Fusarium odoratissimum NRRL 54006, 3186 nucleotides. Its product is annotated as CDP-diacylglycerol-glycerol-3-phosphate 3-phosphatidyltransferase. Lineage: Eukaryota; Fungi; Ascomycota; Sordariomycetes; Hypocreales; Nectriaceae. The record is from RefSeq and is a predicted model, not a curated record. Gene Ontology annotation, biological process: cardiolipin biosynthetic process. The transcript has 4 exons. Bases 192 to 1052 code for a protein of 286 amino acids. Gene Ontology annotation, molecular function: cardiolipin synthase activity. Gene Ontology annotation, cellular component: membrane; mitochondrion.